This is a messenger RNA of Osmerus eperlanus (European smelt), 1554 nucleotides long. RefSeq names its product interleukin 22 receptor, alpha 2 (gene il22ra2). The transcript has 6 exons. Gene Ontology annotation, biological process: cytokine-mediated signaling pathway. NCBI's taxonomy places the organism in Eukaryota, Metazoa, Chordata, Actinopteri, Osmeriformes, Osmeridae. The record is from RefSeq and is a predicted model, not a curated record. Gene Ontology annotation, cellular component: plasma membrane. Bases 19 to 714 code for a protein of 231 amino acids. Gene Ontology annotation, molecular function: protein binding; cytokine receptor activity.
ACCACCCCAGCUGCUACCAUGACAUCGCUGCUUCUCCUGGAUCUCCUGCUCCUCUGGAGCAUCUGCCUGAGCACCUGCUCUGCAGGUCCAGGGGAUCUUCCAUCUCUCUCUCCUCAGCAUGUGAGGUUCAUCUCUCUGGACUACAAAAAUGUCCUCCACUGGGCUCCACCGGCUGACUCCAGCAGUGACCUGCGCUACCAUGUCCAGUGGAAGAUCUAUGGGGAGAAGCAGUGGAGUGAUGUGGACGGGUGCCAGAGCAUUAGCAGGCUGACUUGUGACCUCAGCCAGGUGACCUCUGAACCCAGAGAGUGGUACUACGCCCAGGUCUCUGUCUCCAAGCCCGGUAGCCAAUCAGCGUGGAUCCUCUCCCCGAGGUUCAACCCCAGCUGGGAGACAUCUGUCAGCUCGCCCAUCUUGAGACUGAGCGUGAAGGAGCAAGGCAUUGUGGUCCGGCUACGCCCUCCUCGCUCGCCCCUCAGAAGAGCCAACGGAAGGAGGAUAAGCAUGGCCAAGCUUCAGAGACUGACCUAUAAAGUCUACCUCAUACCCCCCAAUGGAAAGGAGGAGGUGUUUGAGGUGGAGGGAUGCUCCAAGCAGCUGAUGAUCCCAAAGUUGAGUCCCAGGACCAGGUACUGCCUCCAGGCCCAGAGCAUCCAGCCCCUACUGAGACACAGUAGUCCCCGGGGCAAAGCCCACUGUGUCUCCACACAUUGACCAUGGGAGGACACUCCUCUAGGGAUGGAAGGAGCUCUGGUUCUCAAACAGGAAAAGCCACCAGAUAUUCUCAUGACUGAAGGCACUCAUCCGGAAGGAUUUUUUUUAAACGUUUCUUCACCCCUUGUUACCUCAUUCCCUUCCCAGAUUAACGCACUAGCUACCAUCCACUAGAAGUAUCUAUUCAAAUAUCUACAGUGUUGGUGUCAUUGUUCAGCUAGCCAUAUAGGCUAUGAUGGCGUGACUUAGUUCCUGGAGAACGGCAUCUGCCAGGGAUAUUGUACGAAGUGGGGAAAGUCCUCCUGCCGUAGUACCUGCAGGCAGAUUGUACUUUACAGCUUUAAGAGAUUGUCAAUUUAUUAUUUCCGUUAAGUUCUGCGCUUCUCCUUUAUGGAGUGAUGUUACACUUUUUAGAUUUUAGAUUUAGAUUUUACCUUUUACAGCACAUUGCCAUUGGUAAGAUAAAACCCCAAACAUUGUGCCUGUCUACACCUGCUUUAGUACAUAGGGUGACAGAUACCACCCAUCUGUCAAUAUAAUAAAUUAUAAAUAUAUAUUGUUUUGUUUACGAAAAUAAUACACACACGUUUUUUCUGUCAAAAAUAUCCUUGAAGAGAUCUUUAUUGUGGUUGAUUUAUACAAGGGACAGUUCUAGAAAAAUCUCUGCAGACUUCUCUCAGACGACAGUACAGAUCUGACAGUCAUACCUGUGCGAGUCAUUAACAAUAGUCUCCUUCAUCCUAGUCUACGUGUGUGUUUUCUACACUGUAUCUUUAUCUUCAACACCAUCCCUAUGGGCCAUCCACCAGCCUAUACGGAGAGACACACUUCAUAGUUAUG